This is a messenger RNA of Thelazia callipaeda (thelaziosis nematode), 269 nucleotides long. Lineage: Eukaryota; Metazoa; Nematoda; Chromadorea; Rhabditida; Thelaziidae. The record is from the annotation of a GenBank genome assembly.
AUGGAUAGAAAAAUGUACGAGUUUCAAGAAAUUCCUGUUGCUAUUAUAUGGAAUUGGGCAUCUGUUCAAAUACCUCUCAUUAAGAUCAAUUCAUUCAUCAGUAAAGUUAGCAUUAUUAAGAUUCGAUCCACAGUAAUGGAAAAUUUAGAUAAUCAUCCACGAGAAUGUGCAUUUGUUGUAUAUUGCGAUGCCCGCUUUACAUCACUUUCUGUUACACGAGAAUUAGAAAAAAUAACGGUCAAUAUAAAAUAUAAAUGUAUUAAAUAAAU